Molecule: messenger RNA, 1833 nt
Organism: Phytophthora nicotianae INRA-310
Lineage: Eukaryota; Oomycota; Peronosporomycetes; Peronosporales; Peronosporaceae
Exons: 1
Coding region: 1-1833 (610 amino acids)
Biological process (GO): DNA recombination; DNA integration
Molecular function (GO): DNA binding
Source: RefSeq, a predicted model, not a curated record
AUGUCCAGACAAUCGCUGACGUUCCAAGAGCUGCUUCAAGGCGGUAUUGACACCGCCACGCAUGUCAUUAAACGGGAGACAAGAAGCGUAUACGCGUCAAAUUUCAAGAAAUGCUGCGAGUUCUGUAUCUCCAAUGAGUAUCCUGAUCCAGCUGUAACGCGUCACCACGAGCUUCCGUCGCUGUUGGUAGCGUUUAUGGAGAGUGUGUCUGCAUCUAGUGCCGUGUCCAACCAAACUGCGGAGAAGAUCAGAGCUGCAGUGGCAAACUUUUACGGCAGUUAUGAGCGCAGAGACGCCGCAGGACCGGACAAGUGGAUGGCAAUGACGGACGACAGAGGGGACAAGUACGGCCUCGGUAAUCCUGCAAAGGAUGCAUUUGUUCGUCAGUUCAUGCGAGGACUCAAGAAGCGAAAGAACAAGGAAUUUACGCAACGCCAAGCUACUCCUAUUUCUCUGGAUAUGCUGCGUGUGCUUCAUUGUCACUUAGCGCGCACAGCAGGAUUCACCGAGGCAAGUCGUUUGUGGUUUAUUGCUGUAUCUGCUUUCGCUUUCUAUGGAAUGUGUCGAAUUAGUGAGGUACUGAGUUUACAGUGGAAGAACCUUACGCUGAACCUGGCACGUCCCAGUACCUCUGACCCAACUACGUCAAUUAGCUAUGGUGUCUACAAACUGGAAGGGAGAAAGACGGAGGUAGCUGAAGGCCACUGCUACAAUCUUCAUUGUUUAGGUGAAAGUGAGAGUCCAAUGGAUGCUCUAGAUCACUUGAAGAAAUGGAGUGAGUACGUUGAUUCGAAGCCAGACCACAAGUGGAGCGAUAAUGACUACGUUUUCCCAGCUUUGUCUAAAAUUGCGAAGAGUGUUAUCAAGACGGAUGGCUCGCUUACAGGGUGCGAAAAAGCGCGUGUGGAAUGGGGCAAGAAGAUGUCUGAGCAGUCAUUCAUCACGCUGCUGAAUUGCGUCGUUCGCGAUCUCAAUCGCAAUGGGACAUCUGUGCCCGUGUACAUCCGCCGACAAUGGCGCGACAUUUGGUUUACUUCACACACGUUUCGACGCGCAGGCGCUCAAUACCGAUUCAUGUUUGCACCUCCUGAGCGGAGAUGGUCGCUACGAAUGGUGAAAUGGUGGGCGGGGUGGACUCCAAACGAGUCUGCAGAGACGCUUGUGCGUUAUCUUCUUGAUCAAGCAGCAACCGAUAAAGACACACAACUGGCAGACUGCUUGGCACCAGAUCGAGGAGCGCAUAUAGGCUGCCCUUCUACUUUUCAAGGACGGAAACGGGGCACGGCAGUAUAUCAUGAGCAGCGAUCUUCGAACAAUUCGACCACUCAGUUUGAAAAGCGUCUUAAAACCGUUGAGAGUUCGGUUAAACCUGUUGAGGACAAGAUAGACCAACUUAUCGCAGUACUACGACCUUCCGUCACUCCAAAACCAUCCCCACCAGCAACAAACUGCAACAUCAGCGCAGUGGAGCAGAUAUCAAUUCUACCUCCUGUCAGGGAUUGGAAGGAUUUAUACAGAAUGUACUGGAAGGCGGACUCGGCACGGCAUCUUUUCAAGCCAGUAUGUGAAUGGACACCACAGGAAAGAAAGCAAAGUGGGGUUCUACCCAGUCGUCUCAGCGUUGCAAAACUCAUUGCGGAAGAUGUUGUGGAAUUUGCUGUUUCAAAUGGAGUAUCGACUCCACGCGACGCAUCCGAGACGACAUUAUCCGUGUAUGCAGCAUAUUACGUCAAACAUUGGAUGGGAGAUACACCUACUGCUAGCUUAAAUGAGCUCACUAUCGACACGUUGGCACGAUGUAUCAGACUUGAUAAAAAAAACGCCGACUCGUGA